AUGUUUUCUUUUUCUUAUUUCAUAAUAUUCCUAUUCGCUUCAGUGGACUACAUUUCAGCCCUUCCAUUCAUUCCUUCACCCAGCAGCUUCGAAAUACCCAUUACUAGAACACGAAGACACGAGAAGCGAGGAUCAGUCAGUGGUUCGAUCGGCCUUGGAAACGUCGCAGACCUAAUAUAUACGGUUCCGUUGGAGAUCGGUCGAACUACAACUGCACUACACCUAGACACUGGGUCAAGCGACCUAUGGGUUGCUACUGACACCUGCAAGACCGAGUCCUGCUUGGCCGGUGUCGCCACCCGCUUUCCAGCAGCAUCCCUCAACGACACUGGCGCCAAGGUGACGAUGCAUUACGGCGAUUCGACGACGGGGACAUUCGCGUCAGGGUCGAUUGGCACAGAUACGGUGACGGUGGCUGGGAUUGCAAUGACAGAUCAAUACUUCGCUGCUGUAGACAACACGACGAAUCCGACAGUGCGGUACGGGGCAGCGGGACUGUUUGGACUUGGAUUUCCUAGCGGAAGCUCUAUACAGAAGGCUGCUGUGAACCACGAGUUCAACAACCCUACAGACACCGAUGAAUUUGUACACGGAACCUACCUCGAUGGGCCCAUACUCCCAAGAAUUUCCAUGACGAACCAACUUCAAGCUCCCAUGUUCACUAUCACCCUCCAGCGGAAUACGAUUGACAUCGGCGGGAGUGGCUUACUCACUGUCGGCAAGCUACCUGAUGGGAUAGAUAACUCUUCUCUGACCUGGGUCCCUGUGCGCCUUUACAGUGAGCAAGACGGAGGCAUGAAGCCUCCUCGUUUUGCUCCAGGUGAAAUCUACCCAUACCGCUGGGAGAUAGAUCUCGACAGCGUCUUCCUCGACGGAAAGAAACUCCCCGAGUCAUCGAUUCCAGCGAAGGACGUAGAUGGAAAGCGUGUCUCCGCCCUUAUCGACACGGGAAACUCGCUCAUCCGAGGGCCCGCUGAUGUCGUCAAGAAUGUCUUGAGUCAAGUUUCACCAGCCUUCUCUGCGAACAAUCCCGCUGCUUCUCACGCGAUCCUUCCCUGUGCCACCCCUCAUACACUGGCUUUCCAAAUCGGUGGCAAGAUGUUCCCCGUAGACCCGCGAGACUUCAUACGUCAAAAUGACGCAGGCGAUGCCGUCAACUGUGUGGCCGACAAUCUAGUCGCCACCGAUCCUCCCUCGAAAUCUACGCUAUUUCGCUGGAGCCUCGGCGACCCGUUUAUGAAAUCUAACCUCGUGGCAUUCCACUACGGAAAUUUAACGCACCCAUCUGCCGACCCGCCAAGAAUAGGAUUCCUAUCCAUGGUCCCACAGAACAUCUCUGCAGUAUACGCUGCGGCAGUGCAAGAUGCCCGCAAUAACGGUGGCAACUUUGAAUCUACAUAUCAUGUGGCGCCCACAGCUAGCGCCGCUGCAGAAGGACAGAUCACUGUCAGCGCAUCAGCGCCGGCGUUCGCCACCACGCUUCGCCUCGCAGCUCCCUCGUCGUUCCCAACGAACGCACCCGGUAGAAGCAACUCCGGAGCCAUGAUCACGCCAAAAAUACUUCCGCUGCAGGGUCUGUUCUUUCUGUGCCUUUGUGCCUAUGUCGCGCUGUAG
Molecule: messenger RNA, 1614 nt
Organism: Pleurotus ostreatus (oyster mushroom)
Lineage: Eukaryota; Fungi; Basidiomycota; Agaricomycetes; Agaricales; Pleurotaceae
Exons: 12
Coding region: 1-1614 (537 amino acids)
Biological process (GO): proteolysis
Molecular function (GO): aspartic-type endopeptidase activity
Source: RefSeq, a predicted model, not a curated record